Molecule: messenger RNA, 1560 nt
Organism: Nicotiana tabacum (common tobacco)
Lineage: Eukaryota; Viridiplantae; Streptophyta; Magnoliopsida; Solanales; Solanaceae
Product: aspartic proteinase CDR1-like
Biological process (GO): proteolysis
Cellular component (GO): extracellular region
Molecular function (GO): aspartic-type endopeptidase activity
Source: RefSeq, a predicted model, not a curated record
UACAAACUUUUCUUCAUCAUUCCUCAACAUUCUUGAAAACCAUAUCUAAUCUCAUAAACCCUAUAGUCAUGAAGAUGAAUACUAAAGCUAGCACUCUCUUUUCUACAUUAGUCUUAUUAGCUUUUUUUCACCUUUCUUUGGUUUCUUGUCGCAAAAUAAAAGGCAACCAUGGUGGAAACGGCUUCACUCUUGAUCUUAUCCAUCGUGAUUCUCCUCUUUCGCCUUUCUACAACCCAUCAAACCGCCUUCGAAACGCCUUCCAUCGAUCAUUUUCUCGGGCUUCCUUCUUCAAGAAAAAUUCCUUUGCUAGUGCUACUGACACAAUCCAAUCGGAUAUUUUUCCAAUUCCAGGAGAAUACCUCAUGAAAAUCUCUAUUGGAACUCCACCAGUUGAAAUUGUAGCUAUAGCUGACACUGGUAGCGACUUAACAUGGACACAAUGUAUGCCUUGCGCUAAUUGUUUCCAACAAUCAGCCCCUCUUUUUGAUUCCAAACAAAGCUCUACUUAUAAAACUGUGGGGUGUAACGCUGAAGAAUGUACAUCAUUAGGGACUUCUUCUUGUGUUAGAGGAAAUAUUUGUGAAUAUCAAAUGAGUUAUGGUGACCAAUCACAAACAAUUGGUGAUCUUGCUUUUGAGAAAUUCACAUUUCCUUCUACUUCUGGAAAUAAUGUUUCCAUUCCUAAUGUUGUGUUUGGUUGCGGUCAUGACAAUAAUGGCACGUUCAAUAAUUAUACUUCUGGUAUUAUUGGAUUAGGUGGUGGUGAAGUCUCAAUUAUCAACCAAUUGGAUAAACAAAUUAAUGGGAAAUUCUCUUAUUGUUUAAUCCCAAUUCCAUUGCAAUCAUCAAAUUCCAAUGCCACAAGUCACAUCAACUUUGGCGAUAGUGCCACUGUGUCUGGCCCUAAUGUCGUUUCAACUCCCUUGAUAAAAAAGGAACCGUCUACAUUCUACUAUCUAAAUUUGGAAGAUAUUAGCGUUGGAGAUAAGAUAGUGGAUUUCAAAUCUCCUAAUAUUACUUCUUCUGGUCCUGGUGAUGACGGUCAAGGAAACAUUAUAAUUGAUUCUGGUACGACAUUAACGUUGCUGCCUAGUGAAUUUUACUCGAGUUUGGAAUCAACGUUAGUGGAUUCGAUCAAUGCUACGAGGAGGGAUGACCCUUCUGGCACUUUUGAUCUCUGUUACGAGUCUGAGAAUGGUACUAUCGAUGCUCCCAAGAUUGUCGCGCAUUUUACAGAUGCAGAUUUAGAGUUGUCGCCUUCGAGCACAUUUGCAGAAGUGGAGGAAGGUUUGGUUUGUCUUACGAUAGUGCCAGCUGAGGAAGUUGCUAUAUUUGGAAACUUGGCUCAGGCCAAUUUCCUAAUUGGAUAUGAUCUUGUGGCCAACAAAAUCUCCUUCCAGCCUACAGAUUGCACUAAGUACUAAAGAGAUUAGCUAGGUUUGUGGAGAUGGAGUUGAAAGUUAAUAGUAUAUAUAGUGAAUUCAAAUGUAUUCAGUUCUUGACUUAUAAUUAAUUACUUCGUUCUGAUGCAAACCAAUGGAUCGAAGAUUUUUAUGUGUU